Molecule: messenger RNA, 180 nt
Organism: Funneliformis caledonium
Lineage: Eukaryota; Fungi; Glomeromycota; Glomeromycetes; Glomerales; Glomeraceae
Source: the annotation of a GenBank genome assembly
AAAUAUAAAAAUCCUUAUAUUCUUCAAGAAUAUUUAGUUAAUCAUUGUAAAAGAUGUUCUAAAAAACUUGGAUUAUAUUAUGCAAGUAUUGUAAGAAGAGAUAAAGAAAAGCAUAAGCUUGAAAAUGAAUAUAUCUCAAGUGAAUCAGAUGAACCUCCUUUAAAAAAUCCAAACAAAUAG